ACAAUCUUUUUUUAAGCUUUUUUUAGAUUAAUCUAUUUCAAUCUUCUCAUACAGGCAAGCUAUAGUUAUUGCAAGCUUUCUGAUAAUAUGGUAAACUCAAAGUUUUAAUCAAUUAGUUCUUGAGAAUGACCAGUGUAACUGUAAUAUCAUCACCACUAAGUUAUUCUGAAUUCUACAAAGAGUUUAUUUUAAGAAACAAGCCCUGCUUUUUUUCUAAAUUUUUCACCAAUAAUUGGAUAUGUCGGAAAAAAUGGGUUUUGGAAAAUGAUGUACCUAACAUUGAAUUUUUGAAAGAAAUAUAUGGUGACUUAACAGCACCAGUUCUUGAUUGCAACGAAGUGUAUUUUUCAUCACACAAGAAAUGUGAUAUGUUGAUUGCAGAAUAUUUUGACUACUGGAAAAAUAGGGAAAAUAAAAUAUUAUACUUAAAAGAUUGGCAUUUGCAGCGAGAUAAUCGGCAGGAGAACUUUUACAAUGUUCCAAUUUACUUCUCUUCUGAUUGGCUGAAUGAAUUUUGGGAUUCAAGGAACAUUGGUGAUGAUUACAGGUUUGUAUAUAUUGGGGUGCAGGGAAGCUGGACUCCGUUUCAUGCAGAUGUGUUUCAAUCCUACAGCUGGUCUGCAAACAUAUGUGGUUUGAAAGAAUGGUAUUUAUACCCACCUGGUGAUGAGGAAUAUCUAAGGGAUAUCCAUGGAAAUCUUCCACUUGAUAUUACGAAAACAGAUGUUGAUCCAAAAUUGUACCCAAAUUGGGACAAGGCUAAGCAAAUCAAGUUGCUUCAGCGUAGUGGGGAAAUAAUUUUUAUUCCAAGUGGCUGGCACCAUCAAGUUGUCAAUAAAUUGGAUACCAUAUCAAUCAAUCAUAACUGGGUAAAUGCAGGUUGCAUUAGAAAUAUGUAUUAUCACCUGCAUCUUGAGUUACAGUUAGUCACAAGGGAGAUCAGUGAUUGUAAACAAAUGGAUGGUUUUCAUCAGCAAUGCCAACUCAUAUUAAAUGCUAGUGCUGGAAUUGACUUUAAUGGUUUCUUCGACAUGAUUUUGUUUUUAUUGAAGCAAAGAUUAAAUGUGUUAGAAGAAAGUUAUGUCAAGAAAACAUGCCAGGAAACAUUAUUACAUUCUCUUUCCAGGCUUCGUAUUUCAUUUAAACCAAAUUUACCUUAUAUUUUAGAAGGUAUUGAUAUACAAGAAGAGAUCAAGUAUAUUAAGUUUGAUUUAUGUAAACUUAAAUCCAUCACCGACUUAAUUGUUAAUGACAGAGACUUCCAGCUGGUUAUACCAUUAGAAAAAAUGUCUAAACUUCACAAAUUACGUAGUUCAAUGGAGAUUAUUAAAACGAAAUUGUGUUAAAGAAUGGAAGUAUUAUAAUUUAAAACUAUAAUUUAAAGGCGCUGAAGCUUUAGAUAUUGAGCUGUACUUUAACCUUUAUUAACAACUCCUUAUUAAUUUUU
Messenger RNA from Hydractinia symbiolongicarpus, 1447 nucleotides. Its product is annotated as 2-oxoglutarate and iron-dependent oxygenase JMJD4-like. Gene Ontology annotation, biological process: protein hydroxylation; negative regulation of gene expression; positive regulation of translational termination. Gene Ontology annotation, cellular component: cytoplasm; nucleus. Gene Ontology annotation, molecular function: sequence-specific DNA binding; histone H4R3 demethylase activity. The coding region runs from base 126 to 1346 and encodes 406 amino acids. NCBI's taxonomy places the organism in Eukaryota, Metazoa, Cnidaria, Hydrozoa, Anthoathecata, Hydractiniidae. The transcript has a single exon. The record is from RefSeq and is a predicted model, not a curated record.